UAUAGUUGAAAAAAUUUUGUUGGGUAGCUUUACUUGCUCUAUAAAAUACUUUCUCAUCUAUACCGGAGGAGGAGUAAUUUAAGGGUGUCCUAAAGGUGUGUCCACCCCAUUCUCUCUCCCAAUCCUCGCCGCCACCGCUACCACCACCACCACCAUCACCAUCAUGUCGGAAAAGGAGUGCAGCCUCCACAAGCACAAAAAACACAAACUCCUCCGCCGCAUAUUCGCCGGAAUCCUAAUCACCCUCUUCAUAAUCCUCAUAAUCGUCCUGAUAAUCUGGGCCAUACUCCAACCCAAAAAACCCCAAUUCAGCCUCCAAGACGCCACUGUCUACUCGUUCAACAUCACCGCCCCAAACUUCCUCACCUCCGCAAUCCAAAUUACAAUCUCCUCCCGCAACCCCAACGAUCAAAUCGGCGUCUACUACGACAAACUUGACGUCUACGCCACGUACCAGAACCAGCAAAUCACAUACUACACCUCCAUUCCUCCGACCUAUCAGGGCCACAUGAGCGUCAACGUCUGGUCCCCCUUCGUCUCCGGCACCACCGUCCCCGUGGCUCCGUACAACGGCGUCGCUCUCAGCCAGGACGAGGCCGAUGGAACAGUCAAUCUCUUGUUCAAAAUCGACGGUCGAGUUCGAUUCAAAGUCGGAACGUUCAUCUCCGCUCAGUAUCCUCUCUUCGUUAAAUGUCCCGCGGUCAUCACGUUUGGGAGCCGGAGCACCGGCGUCGUCGUCGGUGACGCCGUUAAGUACCAGAUGUUUCAGAGUUGCAGUGUUACUGUGUGAUGGAAUGGGACUCAGUUAACGCCGUUAAUGUAUUGCUACUCUCUCUCUAUGGAUAUAAAUUAAUGUCGUUACAAUUUUUAUUUACUUUUCCUUUCUUUUUUUUUUUAAUUUUAUUGAAUUGUAAAUUUUGCUGAUGGAUACGAAGAGGAGAACACAAAAUAGCAAAAUUACAAUAAUAUUGGGAGAAAAUUUAAGUUAUAAAUGAUGAUGAUGAUGAUGA
This is a messenger RNA of Camellia sinensis, 1010 nucleotides long. RefSeq names its product NDR1/HIN1-like protein 1. Gene Ontology annotation, biological process: defense response to other organism. The record is from RefSeq and is a predicted model, not a curated record. Lineage: Eukaryota; Viridiplantae; Streptophyta; Magnoliopsida; Ericales; Theaceae. Gene Ontology annotation, cellular component: plasmodesma; plasma membrane.